AUGGCUUCGGGAUAUGACAGAGCUCUUUCCGUCUUCAGCCCCGAUGGACAUGUUUUCCAAGUCGAAUACGCUCUGGAAGCUGUGAAAAGAGGUACAUGUGCAGUUGGCGUGAAAGGAAAGGACAUUGUGGUGCUCGGAUGUGAAAAGCGAUCAGCGAUGAAGCUCCAAGAUACGCGCAUUACGCCCUCGAAGCUUGGUCUCGUUGAUACCCAUGUGUGCCUCGCCUUUGCUGGGCUCAACGCCGAUGCGCGAAUCUUAGUCGACAAGGCCAGAUUAGAAGCACAAUCCCACCGUCUGACUGUGGAAGAUCCCGUCACGAUAGAAUACAUCACGAAAUAUGUUGCGGGUGUUCAGCAAAGAUAUACGCAGAGUGGUGGUGUUAGACCAUUUGGGAUCAGCACGUUGAUCGUUGGAUUUGACCCUAAUGAUAAGACCCCGAGAUUGUACCAGACUGAGCCAUCAGGAAUCUACUCUGCAUGGAAAGCGAAUGCUAUCGGCCGAUCAAGCAAGACUGUUCGCGAAUUCCUCGAGCGAAACCAUAAGGACGAUAUGGAUAGAGAGACAACCAUCAAAUUAACGAUCAAAUCAUUACUGGAAGUCGUGCAAACUGGAGCAAAGAACAUUGAGAUCGCCAUCAUGGCCCCAGGGAAGACCGUCGAGAUGCUACCAGUGGAGGAUAUUGAAGCGUACGUGAAGAACAUUGAAGAGGAGAAGGUGGAGGAGGCUGCGAAGAAGAAGACUGGACGAACACCUGGUACCGGCACCGCAGCGAUCUUGUCAAGAGGCUCUGGUGACUGA
This is a messenger RNA of Venustampulla echinocandica, 798 nucleotides long. Its product is annotated as Proteasome subunit alpha type. Lineage: Eukaryota; Fungi; Ascomycota; Leotiomycetes; Helotiales; Pleuroascaceae. Bases 1 to 798 code for a protein of 265 amino acids. Gene Ontology annotation, biological process: ubiquitin-dependent protein catabolic process. The record is from RefSeq and is a predicted model, not a curated record. The transcript has 5 exons. Gene Ontology annotation, cellular component: proteasome core complex; nucleus; proteasome core complex, alpha-subunit complex.